UAAACAAUCUUAAGAAGUUCUCUAUUAAAUUACACAGGAUUUGGGAAUACCUUGAGAGUACCUUGAGUGUCGUACGCAGAAACCUUAUAAGGAUGCAAUACGAAAAUAGAAGAUUUACACCUGCUGCAUCUUUGAUCGAUUGACCACAAUAGACAAAAAUGGAUAAAAAUUCCAUCAUAAUAAAUUCUCAAUAAAUUUUUUUAAUUAUCGAAGAAAUCUGGAUAUAACGAAUAAUUGUCUUAAUUAUAUAUCAUUGUUUUAGUUUCGGAGCUGUGAUGUAUAUGUAUGUAGCAUACAUACAUGGAGAUUAUUCUAUUUAGAAACAAUAUAUAUACACAAAGAAAAGUUUAUCUCUCAUUAUUGCAGCUACGUACGUAAUUAAAUUCAAACUCGUAAUCGAUUCGAACGCAAAAGUAACGGUAAUCACGAGUUCUAGUUUUGAAUAAUCCACGUGAUCUCGUGGGAGAUUCGAAAAUGAUAUUCAAAAUGGCUCGAGGAUCUAGCAGUUGGCGCGUUUUAUGUCGCGUGCGAUGAAUCAAUGGUAGUAACGUAAUGAUUUAUACGAGAAAUAAGUUUCGAAGAAAAUAUAUUAGCAUUAAUAUUUGUAACCAUGGAAGAGAGUCUCGAGGACGAGAGUUUAUUGGAUGACAAUGGGGAGGCCGAGCUGACGGCACAAACGGCACUCCAAGAAAUCGAGAAUGCCUGGAUGAACGAGACAUUCGCGCCGGAGAUUUUGCCGCAUCAAUCCGACCUGGUGGAUUGCAUGCUGCAGCAGAUCGCGCACAUGGAGGAGAACGUCAAGAGGUUAGAUAAGAAUGACCUACGUGCGCUGGUCCAUCGGAUGGAGCUUGAUCGGAUCAGAUAUGUAAUCAGCAGUUAUUUGCGAACACGCUUGGAGAAAAUCGAACGAUAUACGAUUCACAUAUUAUCGGAAGAAGAGAACAGGAAUCCGGAUGAGGAACCCUAUUUGACGCCGGACGAGCUGCGUUUUGCCAAAGAAUAUCUGGCCAAUUUGGAGACGCUCUUCAAGACAGUAGCGUUACAGCACAUGCCACCCAACUUUCAGCAAUUCGAGGUAAAUAAGUUUACCGUUAAACCCAAUGUACAAGCACAUGUAUUCCUGCGUGCUAAUCAGAGAAUAACGGGUGUAGUUGUACCUGGCACGUUGAAUGAGGAGAUAGACUUUGAGGAAGGUUCACAGCAUAUUAUUCAAUACAGCGCUGUAGCGCACUUAGUUAAGUCUGGUGCGGUACAGUUGAUUUGAUUUUUUUAAAUUUCAAUACGAUCAAACACAGUUAAAAGACAAAGGUUGCGAUGUCUCUCUUUCUUAUAGAGAAUAUAUACUU
Messenger RNA from Camponotus floridanus (Florida carpenter ant), 1346 nucleotides. It is a transcript of the gene Sld5, whose product is annotated as DNA replication complex GINS protein SLD5. Lineage: Eukaryota; Metazoa; Arthropoda; Insecta; Hymenoptera; Formicidae. The record is from RefSeq and is a predicted model, not a curated record. Gene Ontology annotation, cellular component: GINS complex. The coding region runs from base 611 to 1264 and encodes 217 amino acids. The transcript has 2 exons. Gene Ontology annotation, biological process: double-strand break repair via break-induced replication; DNA-templated DNA replication.